AUGAUGUCGGUUACGGGGUGGUUUCCUGCUUAUGUUAAAUUUUCCCCUGAACUUGAUAGGUUGGCGGCGAAACCCUUUUACAACCAAAGAAACACAAAUUGUUCACCACAACUGUCCUUCCAACGCAACAGUUUGAAGAGAUGCUAUUGCAAAAAGAAAGAGCAAGACACACAGUUUUUAUCAGAUAGUCCAUGGGAUAGUGGGGAUGACAACAGCCUCUUCUUCACCCACAAACUCAGGCCAUAUCACUUGUUACCAUCCAAGUUCUUGAGUUUAAUGAAGCUCUGGUUUUAUUCAAAUUAUUUGACUUUAAGAUAUAUAGCUCCUCAGCAAGUGCCAGUUCAAUAUGGAGGACUUAGCAGAGAGGGUGAACAGGAAUUCACCACUGCUGACCCUGCUACAGAGGUUAUUAUCAAACCAGCAACAAAACAUGCUGUUGAGUUCCCAAUUUCUGAGAAAAGCACCUUGGUAUGGGAAAUCAGAGUGGUGGACUGGAAUGUGAGCUAUGGAGCAGAAUUUGUGCCUAGUGCUGAAGAUGGAUACACAGUGGUAGUACAGAAAAACAGGAAAAUCUCGCCAGCUGAUGAAACAGUAAUCAACAACACCUUCAAAAUCGGUGAACCUGGAAAAGUUGUACUCACCAUUGAUAACCAAACAUCAAAGAAAAAGAAGCUUCUUUACAGGUCCAAGACCAUACCCAUCUCUGAGUAA
Molecule: messenger RNA, 711 nt
Organism: Vicia faba (fava bean)
Lineage: Eukaryota; Viridiplantae; Streptophyta; Magnoliopsida; Fabales; Fabaceae
Source: the annotation of a GenBank genome assembly